AUGGAAGAGUAUCCAAACAAACCACCCACAGUCAGAUUCGUCUCUAAGAUGUUUCAUCCAAAUAUGUAUGCUGAUGGCAGUAUAUGUCUCGAUAUUCUUCAGAAUCGCUGGAGUCCAACCUAUGAUAUAUCAUCAAUUCUCACCUCUGUCCAGUCUUUGCUGGACAAACCAAAUCCCAACAGUCCUGCAAACAGCCAAGCGGCACAGCUGUACCAGGAAAACAAAGAGUCUCGGCCAAGAGAGUCUCGGUACGAGAAGAGAGUCUCGGCCAUCAUCAAGCAGAACUGGAGGGACAGCUGA
Molecule: messenger RNA, 300 nt
Organism: Oncorhynchus mykiss (rainbow trout)
Lineage: Eukaryota; Metazoa; Chordata; Actinopteri; Salmoniformes; Salmonidae
Source: RefSeq, a predicted model, not a curated record